CUGUGGGUAAACCAGUUAUCAAGAGGUGCCGGAUUGUUGUGUUUACAUUAUUCUUGGCUUCAUUAGCGUUUUCAGUGUAAAUUUGGUUUCCAGGCACAAAGAAAUAUGUCUGCUAGAGGAGGAAAGAAGCGCCAAAAGGCGAUGUCUAAGUCGCAAAGAGCAAAUGUUACUUUUCCAGUAGGGCGAAUGCACCGGUACUUGAAGAUGGGGACACACCGCUUGCGUAUCGGAGUCGGCUCUCCGGUAUACAUGGCAGCCGUCAUCGAGUAUCUCACAGCUGAGGUCCUUGAGCUGGCUGGAAAUGCUGCAAGAGACAACAGGAAGGGGCGAAUCACCCCAAGGCACAUUUUGCUUGCAGUGGCUAAUGAUGAAGAGCUGCACUUGUUGCUGAAAAAUGUAACAAUAGCAUCAGGAGGAGUGCUUCCAAAGAUUCAUCCUGAGCUGUUGGCCAAAAAGAAAGGUGGCAAAUUUGUAAUGAGCAACAACAUGCCAUUGACUGUGCCAUAUAAAAAACCAAUCGCCACAAAACCUAUGUCACAUCACAAGAAACCUUCACCGGCUGCACUUGGUGCUUCAAGCGGGGUCCGUGCUAAGAAACAGCCUUUAAGUCCAACAUCUGGUAAGACGGGUAAAGGGAAAGGCAAAGGCAAAGAUUCCAGCAUUACUGUAGUCACACCAGCAAGUGCUAGUGUUACAACGUUGUCUGAAAAGAAACUCUUUCUUGGGCAAAAGCUUACAGUUGUACAGGGUGACAUAACAAAUAUUUCUUCAGAUGCUUUGGUGCAUCCUACCAAUUCUGCUAUAGCAAUGAUGGGUGAAGUUGGGCAAGCACUAGAAAAAAAAGGAGGCAAAGAAUUCAUGCAGGAAAUCCAUGAGUUGCGCUCAAACCAAGGAAGCUUGGAUUCAACAAAUGCUGCCAUUUGUGCUGGGCACAAUUUUCCUGCAAAAUGGGUAAUUCAUGUAAACGGUCCAGCAUGGAAUGAGGUGGACUCGACUGAAAAGUUGGAGAAGACUGUUAAGAACUGCCUUACAUUAGCUGAUCAGAAAAACCUGAAGUCAAUUGCAAUACCAGCAAUUGGAAGUGGCAGGGCUGGCUUUCCCAAACAGUUGGCAGCGCAGACCAUCUUGAAAGCUAUCAGCAACUACUUUGUAAAUGUGAUGUCUUCAUCAUUGAAGCAAAUCUACUUUGUUCUACUUGACAUGGAAAGCAUUGGCAUUUAUGCAGCUGAAUUAGCAAAACUUGAUUCAUAGAAGUCUUUCCUGGCAUGCUACAACAUACUUAGUGUGGUGGACACAGAGAUCCUCACAUACAGUCUUCUUGGUUAAUGGAAACCAAAAAGGUUUAAUUCUUAUUUUUACUACCUGAAGUGUUUGUAAAUGAAUGUUAAAACAUGUAUGCUGUGGACUAAAGCAGGAUGUGAAGUGGACACUUUAUAAUGAAAGUUGGUUAUUGUAGAAUUGCGUGCUUGAAGAGUGCUUGUGGAACAAAAAGGUGAGUAUUGUUAUCCUGUAUGCACAAUCUGUGGCUUCUGGUAUACUAAUUGCCUGAUUUUGGUAUCUUAUUCAUUGCCACAGUUACAGGCACUCAGGGUUAAAGAGUUUUAAAUGUUGUGAAUCAUAGGAAGUAAAAUUGAGGUGACAGGAUGUAAUGAAAUAGUGCGAAAAUAAAACCAUAUGUGUUCUCAACAUGUUGCAAAUCUGUAUGAAUGUAUUUUAUAGUAACAGGUACCAUAUAGAAUGGACACUUAUCUAAACAUUAUGUAUAAGCAAAGAUUUUAAAACAUGUGUAAAACUGCAAUUGUGUUGAAGUGCCUUACUUUUAGGUACAGGCAAUAAACACACUACAGGAUAUUAUGAAUUUUGUAUUUGUAUUUUGCAGAUUUUGUUUAGCCAGAUUUUUUGUGUUAUAGCAUUUUUAGUGGUAGCACAGUUUGCAUUGUUAUGGCAACUGUUUUUGACAAGUCAUCCAUUUGUAAAAGAAAAAAAUAAUACAUGCUAAUCAGCAUGUCAUAUAAUUCUGGACUUCUCAGUAUUCUUAUACAGAGUAAUUUCAUAAUGGCAAAAUAUGUAAAGUAUUUGUAUUCUGGGUGACAACUUUUUGAGAGUAAUUUAUUACUUCUGUUUUAUGAGAACAGAUUUUUUAAUAUAAAAGUGUACAAAAUUUUCAGAACAAUGAGGUGUUUGUUUUAUAUUUUGUCUAUAAAUGUGAAGUUCGGAUUACAAAAUUUAUCAAGAUUAAUAUAAAAAGUCAUAGUUAGCACUAUGGCUAUUGCAUAGUAUCUCGUUAUUAGGUGUAAUAAAUUUUAUUGUUUUGUUACAGUAUAAUUGAAGUUACUGCAUUUAGUUUGUGUGUUGCGCAAUUUUAGGGUAACUUGGAAGUCCUUGCAUUCCUGAAAUCAUUGAAGAGGAGACAGUUAGCUAUUCCAAACAGUUCCAUGCAUGACCACUUGAAAUCAAUUUAUGUCAUUGAUAAAUUUUACAAUCCCUAGUCUUCCAGGUUUUUAGUUUUUUCCAUCCUUAUAAUUUGAUUAAACGGGAAGAAAGGAUGAUUAAUUGCACAUGAAAGAAUGGUGAGCUACUGAAAAGAACUAUUUCUGUUAAAUUCGAAAAUUAUUUUCAGUUCAAAAUUGAAUCCUUUUAGCAAUUAACAACCACUAAUGUAUUUAUUUUUGAGUGCUCAUAGCAUAUUCCAUUCAUUUGUAGAACCUUUAUGAGACAAUUUCUUUACCCACUUUAC
Messenger RNA from Schistocerca americana (American grasshopper), 2737 nucleotides. Its product is annotated as core histone macro-H2A.1-like. Gene Ontology annotation, cellular component: nucleosome. The coding region runs from base 106 to 1251 and encodes 381 amino acids. Gene Ontology annotation, molecular function: protein heterodimerization activity; DNA binding; structural constituent of chromatin. The transcript is spliced from 8 exons. NCBI's taxonomy places the organism in Eukaryota, Metazoa, Arthropoda, Insecta, Orthoptera, Acrididae. The record is from RefSeq and is a predicted model, not a curated record.